Messenger RNA from Fundulus heteroclitus (mummichog), 5735 nucleotides. It is a transcript of the gene stxbp5l, whose product is annotated as syntaxin binding protein 5-like. Lineage: Eukaryota; Metazoa; Chordata; Actinopteri; Cyprinodontiformes; Fundulidae. Bases 881 to 4687 code for a protein of 1268 amino acids. Gene Ontology annotation, biological process: regulation of exocytosis; regulation of protein secretion. The transcript has 30 exons. The record is from RefSeq and is a predicted model, not a curated record. Gene Ontology annotation, cellular component: SNARE complex; plasma membrane; cytoplasm. Gene Ontology annotation, molecular function: myosin II binding; syntaxin binding; GTPase activator activity.
UAUUUCAUUUUUUAUUUUUUUUCAACAGCACGCCAGCUCCCGUCACUUGCGUGUGUGCUGCAGGGGAAGCGACGCUCAAAACGCGGCAGGAUCAGGUUAAAAACCCCGACUCUUAUCGAUCUGUGGAUGAACCACGAGUUCACAGCGCGAACGCAAAGCUUCCUCCUCUCCCCUCCUUCUUCUUGAUGCCCGAGUUGUCUCGUUUUGUGGCCUGACUGAGAGGACCAACCUCCUUUAACUGCAUUGCCUCUGCGUCUGCUGGCUUUUGGCUCCUCAUUCUCCUCCUGUUACUGGCAGCUACGGGGUUGUGACAUUUUUUUUUCUGCAGAAAGCGAGGGGAACAGAGUGGACUGACCUGACCGAAGUUUUCUUUUCGGUUAUUUUUUCUUUUUUUCCUCUUUUUUUCUUAAAGCUGUUCUUUUAUGAAAAAAUAUCUCUGCUCCGGUCCCCAAUUAAGAAAAUCGGGUUACUGAGGUGCGGGAUUUGUUUCCAUGCUCAGGAGCAGAGCUCACGUUAGGAUGCAUGGGGAAGAUGAAGUUGUGUAGUUUAAGUGGCUUUUGGUGCACAAUCUGAGAUGAGAUAGACGACCUGCAUCUGCAACGUUGGCUGAAAUCCUCACAUCAGAGUGGAUCGCUCUGUAUGGACAAACACAUUGAGCUCAAGAUGAGGUGCAAUUGUGACUUUUUGAACUGCACCUAAGAAAAAGAGGGGGGUCCCUCUGCACAUCCUGCUUCCACAGGAAGAGACGCUUUUUUCCUGUAGCUGGCAAACGAACUGGGGUUGCUGCAUCAAAGUGAAUACUGGGAAAACAAAGAGAGCAGAUCUCCUGUUGUAUUCUCUUUGUCACUGACUUAAAAAAGGUUCGCCAGAACGACUGAAAAUGAAGAAGUUUCGGAAGGUGCUGGACGGUUUGACCACCUCCUCCCCGGGAGGGACCAUGGGUUCCCCAUCGUGCGGCAGCGCGGCUGGGACUCCCACCGCGGCGCCAACUCCCAGGGAUAUCGACGUCCAGGAGACGCUGGUGUCAGAAAACUUUCAGCUGUGUAAGACGGUUCGGCACGGAUUCACGUACCAGCCCACAGCUUUGGCCUUCGACCCCGUGCAGAAGAUCCUAGCCAUCGGUUCAAGAUCAGGUGGUGUACGAAUACUAGGCCGACCAGGGGUGGACUGCUACUGUCAACAUGAGAGCGGAGCAGCUGUUCUUCAGCUUCAGUUUCUCAUCAAUGAGGGGGCUCUGGUUACAGCCUGUGCAGACGACACACUACACUUGUGGAAUCUACGCCAGAGACGACCGGCUGUCUUGCAUUCACUCAAAUUCAACAGAGAGAGGAUCACUUUUUGCCACCUGCCUUUUCAGAGUAAAUGGCUCUAUGUGGGGACAGAGCGUGGAAACACACACAUCGUCAACAUCGAGUCCUUUAUUUUGUCUGGAUAUGUUAUCAUGUGGAACAAGGCCAUAGAACUAUCAACUAAAACUCACCCAGGACCUGUAGUUCAUCUGAGCGACAGCCCGAAGGAUGAAGGCAAGUUGCUUAUAGGAUUUGAGGGUGGAACUAUUGUGCAAUGGGACCUCCGGGCCAAGAAGGCCGACUUCAGAAUCUACUACGAUGAGGCUAUCCAUUCAGUCAGUUGGCACCACGAAGGGAAACAGUUUAUGUGCAGCCACUCAGACGGCAGCUUGACGCUAUGGAACCUCAGAAACACUACCAAGCCAUUCCAGGUCACCUUUCCUCACGGAAAGAUACAGAAGGACGGGAGGAAAGAGUCGUGCAAACCUAUACUGAAAGUGGAGUACAAGACCUCAAGAAACAGUGAGCCUUUUGUUAUCUUCUCUGGUGGUCUUUCAUACGACAAGGCAGGACGACGGCCGGCUUUAACCAUCAUGCACGGCAAGGCCAUCACCGUUCUAGAAAUGGACUACCCUAUUGUAGAGUUCAUGGUCCUCUGCGACACUCCAUACAUCAAUGAAAUCCAGGAACCCUAUGCAGUGGUGGUGCUUUUGGAGAAGGACUUGAUUGUGGUGGAUCUGACUCAAAGCAACUUUCCUGUGUUUGAGAACCCAUAUCCCAUGGACAUCCAUGAGUCUCCUGUUACCUGCACAGCUUAUUUCGCAGAUUGUCCACCAGACAUUAUCCCCAUUCUCUACUCAAUAGGAGCUAAACACAAGAAGACUGGGUAUAGUCAGAAGGAGUGGCCAAUUGCUGGCGGAACGUGGACAUUAGGCUCCCACACUUACCCAGAAAUCAUCAUCACAGGGCAUGCUGAUGGCUCAAUAAAGUUUUGGGAUGCAUCUGCGUUCACGCUACAGAUGUUGUACAAGCUGAAGACCUCCAAAGUGUUUGAGAAGCCGAAGCUAGGGGAGGGCCGGGGUGCUGACCUGGGGGAGGAAGACCCCUUUGCUGUUCAGAUGGUUAGCUGGUGCCCUCAUAGUCGCAUCUUCUGUGUGGUCGGCAUCUCGGCUCACAUUAUUCUGUAUCGCUUCAGCAAAUACGACGCCAACACUCAGACAGUGUCCUUAGAAGUGCGCUUGCAGUGUGAGCCUGAGGAUAUUAUCACUCCCUCUGAGAAUGAGAACAAUCCCUGCUUCUCAGAGCCGGGCUCCCACUCACCCCAACCCCACCACCAGUACCCCGUUAGCCCUGGCAGCAGAACGCCGGACGGCGCCAAAGACAGCACCCCCUUUCUCAAGGUGAAGGACAAAACGGUUCGGGUCCCUCCUGGCUAUCAGUCAGACCUGGUCAUCCAGCUGCUGUGGGUAGAUGGUGAGCCACCACAGCAAAUCACAAGUCUGGACAUCAAUUCUGCAUAUGGCCUGUUGGCAUUUGGGAACUGUAACGGGCUCGCGGUGGUUGACUACAUACAAAAAACUGUUAUAUUGUGUAUUUCGACUGUGGACCUAUACGGAGCCACCGACCCUUACCAGCGCCUUACCCGUUCCCCCCGUAGGAACAGGCAGUCCACCUCAGAGCAUUGCAUGCGCGGCCUGUCUAACUUUUAUUCAGAUUCAAAGAAAAGGAUCCGUACAUCCUAUCAGAGCCUUACUGAACUCACUGACAACCAGCAGUCCAUAGACAUGGAAAGAAGCAAGUCACCCACUUCAGUUCAUUACCCAACCUCCCUUCACAAUGACCCACGCAUCCUGCCAGAGCCUGUGGCCAGUCUGAGAGCCAGCCACUGCAGUCCAGUCUUUUACUUACUGGACAAUGUAAAGGGACCCGGCAGAAAGUUAAGUCUGCCCACAGAUCUUAAGACUGAUCUUGAUCAUGUCAAUGGACAUUGCACUAGUCCCACCUCUCAGCCCUGCUCGGCGGGGAAGCCUCGCAUUCCAAUGGGUCCCGAGGGGCCACGGCUAACCCGCAGAGGCCCUGGCCGACCACCCUUCCGAAAGGCCCAGUCUGCUGCUUGCAUGGAGAUCUCUUUGCCUGUGUCCCACACUGAAGGGCAUGCAUCAAGGAGGGCAAUGCUUCAGCAGUUACACGGAGUCACUAUGUACUCCCACGACGAGCACCACUCCACCGCCUCGUACUGCUGGAACGAGAGAGAGAGUCGUGAAAACUCCUUCAGCCGCUCUCGCAGCUCCAGCGUGUCUAGCAUUGACAGGGACACCAAAGAAGCUAUCACCACGCUGCAGUUUGGAGAGUCCUACGGACGCAAGAGCGACGCCCUGCCCACACCGUGUCUGUGGGUGGGAACUAGCUUAGGAGUGGUCAUUCUUAUCCCACUGUCGAUCCCCAUGGACCACGAGGAGAGGAUGGAGGACCCUGUCACCGUCGGGCCCAGUGGAGCAGUCCAAAUGUUGAAAGGCUCUGUGCUUCGCUUUGCUUUCUUGGACUGCAAUGGAGCCCUCAUUCAGAGCCCGUAUGAGAUUUGGCGGGACCAGAAUGCCCCAGAGGACCCUGACCGACCACGGAGGCGCAAGCUGGUCCAUUUCUCCCCGUCCUCUUCCCAGGACGCCUUUGGGGAGGGACAUUUGACUGUGGUGUGCUCCGAGAGGCAGGCUAAAGUAUUCUUGAUGCCCUCGCAGUCUUGCCUGUUCGUCCACAACAUCACAGAGUCGUCCUUUGUGCUCCGAGCGGAUGUGGUAUCUCUGUGCAACAGCGUGUGCCUGGCAUGCUUCUGCGCUAAUGGACAUGUCAUGACUCUCAGUUUGCCCAGUUUAAGACCGCUGAUGGAUGUCAAUUACCUGCCUCUGACGGACAUGCGCAUUGCAAGGACCUUUUGUUUCACCAAUGAGGGGCAGGCGCUGUACCUCAGCUCCCCAACAGAGAUCCAGAGAAUUACAUACAGCCAGGAGAUGUGUGACAACCUGCAGGAAAUGCUUGGGGAGCUGUUUACUCCGAUAGAAACUCCAGAAGCUCAAAACAGAGGCUUUUUAAAGGGCUUCUUUGGAGGAAAUGCCCAUACGUUUGACAGAGAGGAGCUCUUUGGUGAGGCGGCAGCUGGAAAGGCUUCUCGGAGUCUGGCACAGCACAUCCCCGGUCAAGGAGGAGUAGAAGGCAUGAAGGUGGCAGCGAGCGGAGUGGUGGGCGAUCUGGCACGGGCUCGCAUUGCUCUGGAUGAGAGAGGCCAAAGGCUGGGGGAGCUGGAGGAGCGAACCACCCUGAUGAUGACCAGUGCAGAAACUUUCUCCAAACAUGCUCACGAGCUGAUGCUGAAGUGCAAGGACAAGAAGUGGUACCAGUUCUAACAGCGGGAAGGAGGGAUGAGACUGCCUCUGGCCUGUGAAGAACUUCAUGCUGUGAUGGAAGUUUCACAUGUGAAGCAAAAGCAAUCAGAAGAUACAUGAGCGUGACUUCGUCUUUACAGCUUUUAGAGCCAGCUGCGUGUACUUCAGCGUCACUUUGCUGAAGGACGAGAACAGUUUUUUUUCCUCGUCUAGACAGGGGGAGGGAGGGGGAGUGAUACGGACUGUUGGAGAAUGGCGACGUUUGAUGGUCUGUAGAAGGAACUGGAAAUAUCCAACAAUACUGUAUGAGUGUGUGUGCGUGUGUGUGUGUGUGUGUGUGUGCGUGGGUGUGAUUGUCUGAUUGCGAGGUCGCAUGGUUGGGUUUUCUGGAUCUUACUGUGUAGAUACUCAAAGGUUAUGAAACCAACAAGAACUGCAUGAAACAGCAAUGGAUGAGUAUUAAAAAUAUCCAACUGCCAUAUUAAAAAGCAGCAUGCUAAUUUAACAGGAGAUUUAAAAUUAUUUAAAAAAAAAUAACUUUUAUUUAUGAUGUAAGCCAACGACAGAAACUAUGAAAAACUUUAUAUUUUUGAGAUACUGGCAAAAAAAAAAAAAACUAUAUCUAAAAAGGGAAACAUAUAACUGCAUUGCUAUUAAGCCAAAACUUGUGUUACUUUCCCUUUUUUUAUUUUUUAUUUAUGGUUGAUUUUAUUAGUAUUUUUUUUUUUCUUAGUCUAAGCAAAUAUUACUGAUACAAUAUAAAUGCACAUACAUAAUUAUCUACACAGACUUAGAAUACUGUAAUAUUCAAACUUUCUUCUAACUUCAUUUACUCUGGGCUGCACAGUGCAAAUUUAAAUAAGUAAUAAUAACACUUAACUCUGCAAAGUCCGAUCACACGGACGUGUUUUCACUUUUUUCAGCUUGGGUGACAAAGAGGGACAUCUUGAUGCUCAAACGUUGUAUAAAACUGAGAAACUGAGGUGACAUAGAUAAGGAAAUUGUAUUCUGAAUCGUGUGUUUAUAUCUGUUGUACAAACCUAGAUACAAUUUGUGUGCCAUAAAAAAA